This is a messenger RNA of Homo sapiens (human), 6735 nucleotides long. It is a transcript of the gene POLI, whose product is annotated as DNA polymerase iota. Gene Ontology annotation, molecular function: DNA polymerase activity; damaged DNA binding; DNA-directed DNA polymerase activity. Gene Ontology annotation, cellular component: nucleus. Gene Ontology annotation, biological process: translesion synthesis; DNA repair. Lineage: Eukaryota; Metazoa; Chordata; Mammalia; Primates; Hominidae. The record is from RefSeq and is a predicted model, not a curated record. Bases 69 to 1274 code for a protein of 401 amino acids. The transcript has 9 exons.
AGUCCCCCGGUUUCCCUGGAGACCAGGCGGAAGCGGCCGGAAGUAGCGCUGCGGUUGGCAGCGGCGGGAUGGAGAAGCUGGGGGUGGAGCCGGAGGAGGAAGGCGGCGGCGACGACGACGAGGAAGACGCCGAGGCCUGGGCCAUGGAACUGGCGGACGUGGGGGCGGCAGCCAGCUCGCAGGGAGUUCAUGAUCAAGUGUUGCCCACACCAAAUGCUUCAUCCAGAGUCAUAGUACAUGUGGAUCUGGAUUGCUUUUAUGCACAAGUAGAAAUGAUCUCAAAUCCAGAGCUAAAAGACAAACCUUUAGGGGUUCAACAGAAAUAUUUGGUGGUUACCUGCAACUAUGAAGCUAGGAAACUUGGAGUUAAGAAACUUAUGAAUGUCAGAGAUGCAAAAGAAAAGUGUCCACAGUUGGUAUUAGUUAAUGGAGAAGACCUGACCCGCUACAGAGAAAUGUCUUAUAAGGUUACAGAAUUACUGGAAGAAUUUAGUCCAGUUGUUGAGAGACUUGGAUUUGAUGAAAAUUUUGUGGAUCUAACAGAAAUGGUUGAGAAGAGACUACAGCAGCUGCAAAGUGAUGAACUUUCUGCGGUGACUGUGUCGGGUCAUGUAUACAAUAAUCAGUCUAUAAACCUGCUUGACGUCUUGCACAUCAGACUACUUGUUGGAUCUCAGAUUGCAGCAGAGAUGCGGGAAGCCAUGUAUAAUCAGUUGGGGCUCACUGGCUGUGCUGGAGUGGCUUCUAAUAAACUGUUGGCAAAAUUAGUUUCUGGUGUCUUUAAACCAAAUCAACAAACAGUCUUAUUACCUGAAAGUUGUCAACAUCUUAUUCAUAGUUUGAAUCACAUAAAGGAAAUACCUGGUAUUGGCUAUAAAACUGCCAAAUGUCUUGAAGCACUGGGUAUCAAUAGUGUGCGUGAUCUCCAAACCUUUUCACCCAAAAUUUUAGAAAAAGAAUUAGGAAUUUCAGUUGCUCAGCGUAUCCAAAAGCUCAGUUUUGGAGAGGAUAACUCCCCUGUGAUACUCUCAGGACCACCUCAGUCCUUUAGUGAAGAAGAUUCAUUUAAAAAAUGUUCAUCUGAAGUUGAAGCUAAAAAUAAGAUUGAAGAACUACUUGCUAGUCUUUUAAACAGAGUAUGCCAAGAUGGAAGGAAGCCUCAUACAGUGAGAUUAAUAAUCCGUCGGUAUUCCUCUGAGAAGCACUAUGGUCGUGAGAGUCGUCAGUGCCCUAUUCCUUCACAUGUAAUUCAGAAAUUAGGGACAGAACUAUGAAUUGAAGAAAGUGAAAUCAGUAUGCUGCCACCCUGCCACUUCUUCUUGAAAUCUGGAAAGCUGGAGAAGUUACUGACAAUUGUAACCCAGUGAUAAGGAACCAGGAAUUGAGAAGCUGCUGUUGCCUCUGUUGUUGAUGCAUCUACCUCUUGGCACACAAGAGUCUGGUAGUUGGACACUGGAACACAGAAAAGAAGACUCACAUAUCCUUGUUUUUGCUAGCCAUCAGAAAUGGCAAUAAAAUAAUAAUAAUAAUGAAGAAACAUGGCUUCUGCUUCACUAAGAAAGUACUAUUGAAUUACUAUUGAAAUUACUAUUGAAUUUUAAAAAGUGGUCAGUAUAGUAUAUUUGUGUCAUAGUGGUCAUUCCUUUUUGUUUCAAAUUACCAACUUGUAUUCUAAUAAAGUUUAGCCAAUAGUUGAUUUAUCUAAACCAAACCUAUGUAGAUACAUGUAUACUGAGACAGAACAAUUUGUGAUGUUGACAGAAGAAUAUUUCAUCUAUUUAGGCUUAGCCAGACUAUAGUGUUCUACUUCAAUUGUCAUCAACUUUUUUGAUAUAACACCCUAGCAGUGAAAAAAACUUGGGAGGUACACACUCACAGAAUCUGUAUAUUUACUAAAGAUGCACCAAAGUUUAGGUUUAGCCUUAGUAUGCACUUCCUUGGUGUUUGGGUGGCCGAAUAAUCAAAUAACUACAUCAGCAUCAAUUUGUGGCAUCCCAUGAAAUUGUGCACAAAAUUAUCAUGUUCCUCACAUAGUUUACAUCAUAUCUAAUCAGGAUUAAUGAUUCUAGCCAUAAAAAUAGGGCAUCACAUUUAGAUUUAUUAUUAACAUCUGAAUAUUCACUUUCUUUUUUUAACUUUUAUUUUAGAAUUGAGGGAUACGUGUGCAGGUUUGUUACAGAGAUAUAUUGCAUGAUGCUGAUAUUUGGAGUACAAAUGAAUCCAUCACCCAGAUAGUGAGCAUAGUAUCCAAUAGAUAGUUUUUCAACCCUUGAUCCCCUCUCUCCUUCUCCCUUAUAUUCCCCCCCAGCGUCUGUUGUUUCCAUCUUUACAUCCAUGCAUACCCAAUGUUUAGCUCCCACUUAUAAGUGAGAAAACGCAGUAUUUGAUUUUCUGUUUCUGUGUUUUUUGCUUAGGAUAAUGGUUUCCAGUGGCAUCCAUGUUGCUGCAAAGGACAUGACUUUGUUCUUUUUUAUGGCUGUGUAGUAUUCCAUGGUGUAUAUAUGCCAUAUUAUCUUUAUCGAGUAUAUCAUUGAUGGGCACCUGGGUUGAUUCCUAGGUGUUCAUAUGUCUUUGCUCUUGUGAAUAGCGCUGCAGUGAACAUAUGGGUGCAUGUGUCUUUUUGCUGGAAUCAUUUAUUUUCCUUUGGGUAUAUACCCAGGAGUGGGAUUCCUGGGUUGAAUGAUUGUUCAGUUCUUUGAGGAAUCUCCAAACUGCUUUCCACAGUGGCUGAACUAAUUUACAUUCUCACCAACAGUGUGUAAGUAUUCCCUUUUCUCUGUAGCCUCACCAGCACCUGUUAUUUUUGACUUUUUAACAAAAGCCAUUCUGACUGGUGUGAGUUGGUAUUUCAUUGUGAUUUUGGAUUGCAUUUCUCUGAUAAUUAGUGAUAAGCAUUUUUUUCAUAUGUUUAUUAGCUGCUUGUAUGUCUUCUUUUGAGAAGUGUCUGUUUAUGUCCUUUGCCCACUUUUUAAUGGGGUUAUUUGUUGUUUGCUUGUUGAUUUAAAUUCCUUAUAGAUCCUGGAUAUUAGGCCUUUGUUGGAUGCAUAGUUUGGAGAUAUUUUCUCCCAUUCUGUAGCUUGUCUGUUUACACCUUUGAUAGUUUCUCUUGCUGUGCAGAAACUCUUUAGUUUAAUUAGGUCCCACUUGUCAAUUUUUGUUUUCAUUGUAAUUGCUUUUGAGGACUUAGCCAUAAACUCUUUGCCAAUGCCAAUAUCGAGAUGGGUGUUUCCUAGAUUUUCUUCUAAGAAUUUUGUAGUUUGAUGGCUUACAUUUAAGUCUAAUCCAUCUUGAGUUAAUUUUGUGUAUGGUGAUAGGUGGGGGUCCAGUUGCAUUCUUCUGCAUAUGGAUAGCCAGUUAUCCCAGCACCAUGUAUUGAAUAGGCAGUUCUUUCUCUAUUGCUUACAUUUAUCAACUUUGACAAAGAUCAGAUGGUUGUAGGUAUGUGGCUUUAUUUCUGAGUUCUUUUACUCUGCUCCAUUGGUGUAUAUGUCUGUUUUUUAACCAGUAACUUUCUAUUUUCGUUUCUGUAACCUUAUAAUACAUUAUACUUCGAAGUCAAGUAAUAUGAUGUCCCCAGCUUUGUUCUUUUUGCUUAGGAUUGCUUUGGCUAUUUGGGCUUUUUUUUGGUUUUGUAUGAAUUUUAGAAUAGUUUUUCUAAUUUUGUGAAAAAUGACAUUGGUAGUUUGAUAGGAAUAUCAUUGAAUCUGUAAAUUACUCUGGGCACUAUUACCAUUUUAAUGAUAUUCAUUCAUCCAAUCAAUGAGCAUGGAAUGUGUUUCCAUUUAUUUGUGUCAUCUCUGAUUUCUUUGAACAGUGUUUUGUAAUUCUCAUUGUAGAGAUUUUUCACCUCCCUGCUUAUGUGUAUUCCUAGGCAUUUAGUUCUUUUUGUAGCUAUUGUGAAUGGGAUUGUGUUCUUGAUUUGGCUGUCAGUUUUGAUGUUGUUGGUAUGUAGGAAUACUACUGAUUUUUGUACACUGAUUUUGUAUCCUGAAACUUUGCUGAAGUUAUCAGAUAUAGGAACUUUUUGGCAGAGAUUAUGGGGGUUUCUAGAUAUAUAAUCAUAUUGUCUGCAAACGGGGAUAGUUUGACUUCCUCUCUGGCUGUUUGGAUACCCUUUAUUCCUUUCUCUUCCUUGAUUGCUGUGGCCAGGAUUUCCAGUACUGUUGAUUAGGAGUGGUGAGAGAGGGCAUCCUUGCCUUGUUCUGAUUUUCAAAGGGAAUGCGUCCAGCUUUUGCCCAUUCAGUAUAAUGUUGGCUGUGUAUUUGUCAUAGAUGGUUUUUAUUAUUUUGACAUAUGUUCCUUUGAUGCCUAGUUUGUUGAGGGCUUUUAUCAUGAGGGGAUGUUGAAUUUUGUCAAAAGCCUCUUCUGGAUCCAUUGAGAUGAUCAUGUGGCUUUUGUUUUUAAUUCUUCCUGGGAUGCAAAGUUGGUUCAACAUAAUAAUUUAUUCACAUUUAUUGAUUUGUAUAUGUUGAACCAACCUUGCAUCCCAGGAAGAAAGCCUAUUUGAUUGUGGUUAAUUAACUUUUUGAUGUUCUGCUGGAUUCAGAUUGUUAGUAUUUUGUUUAUGGUUUUUGCAUCAAUGUUCAUCAGCAAUAUUGGCCUGAAGUUUUCUUUUUUUGUUGUGUCUUUGCCAGUUUUUGGUAUCAGGACGAUGUUUGUUUCAUAAAAUGAGUUAGUGGGGAGUCCCUCCUCCUCAGUUUUCUUUGGAAUAGUUUCAGUAGGAUUGGUGCCAGCUCUUCUUUAUAUGUCUUAUAGAAUUCAGCUGUGAAUCCAUGUGGUCCAGGGCUUUUUUAAAAAAUUAUUACUGACUCAAUUUUGGACUCAUUAGUGGUCAGUUCAGGGUUUCAGUUUCUUCCUGGUUCAAUCUUGAGAUGUUGCAUGCUUCCAGGAAUUUAUUCAUUUCCUCUAGAUUUUCUAGUUUGUGUGCAUAGAGGUGUUCGUAAUGGUCACUGGGUAUCUUCUGUAUUUCUGUGGGAUCAGUUGUAAUGUCAUCUUUGUUUAUUUCUGAUUGUGUUUAUUUGGAUCUUCUUUUUUUCUUUGUUAAUCUGAUUAGUGGUCUAUCAAUCUUGUUUAUUCUUUCAAAGAACCAACUUUUGAUUUCAUUGAUCUUUUUGUAUGGAUUUUUGGGUCUCAGUGUUAUUCUGUUAUGCUCUGAUUUUGGUUAUUUAUUUUUUUAUGCUAGCUUUGCAGUCAGUUUGCUCUUGUUUUUCUAGUUCCUCUUCAUGUAAUGUUAGAUUAUUAAUUUGAGAUCUUUCUAACAUUGAUGUAGGCAUCUAGUGCUAUAAACUUUACUCUUAUGACAUUGCUUCAGCUGCGUCCAAAUAUUUUGGUAUGCUAUGUCUCUAUUUUAUUAAUUUCAAAGAUUUUUGGAUAUCUGCCUUACUUUCAUUGUUUACCUGAAAGCCAUUCAGGAGCAAGUUGUUUAAUUUCCAUGUAAUUAUAUGGUUUUGAGAGAUUUUUUGGUAUUAAUUUCUAUUUUUAUUGCACUGUGGUCUGAGAGUGUGCUUGGUGAUUUCAAUUUUUUUUCAAUUUCUUGAGACUUGCUUUAUGUAUGGCCAAGUAUGUGGUUGAUCUUAGAGUAUGUUUUGUGUGUGGAUGAGAAGAAUGUAUAUUCUGUGGUUGCUGGGUGGAAUAUUCUAUAGAUGUCUAUUAGGUCCAAUUGGUCAAGUGUUUGCUUUAAGUCCAGAAUUUCUUUGUUAAUUUCUACCUUAAUGUACUGUCUAACACUGUCAGUGGGGUGGUGAAGUCUCUAUUACUAUGUGGCUAAGUCUUUUUGUAGGUCUAGAAGUAGUUGUUUUAUGAAUCGGUGCUCCAAUGUUGGGCGCAUAUAUAUUUAGGAUUGUUAAGUCUUCUUGUUGAAUUGAACCCUUUGUCAUUAUAUAAUGCCCUUCUUUGUUCUUUUUGACUGUUUUUGAUUUAAAGUCUGUUUUAUCUGAUACAAAAAUAAUGACCCCUAUUCUUUUUUGUUUUCCAUUUGCAUGAUGGAUCUUUCUCCACCUCUUUACUUUGAGCCUCUGUGUGUCAUUAAUGUGAGAUGGGUUUCUUGAAGACAGCAGACAGUUGGGUCUUGAUUUUUUAUCCAACUUGACAUUUUAUGCAUUUUUUUUUUUUGAGACAGGGUCUUCCUUUGUUGCCUAGACUGGAAUGCAGUGCUGUGCUUAUAGCUCACUGCAGGCUUGAACUCCUAGGCUCAUGCAAUCUUCCUGCCUCAGCCUCCUGAGUAGCUGGGACUACAGGCAUGUACCACCAUGCCUGGCUAAUUUGCUAUUUUUUGUAGAGACAGGAUUGCACUGUGUUGCCCAGACUGGUUUCAAAGUCCUGGGCUCAAGUGAUCUUCCUGCCUUGGCUUCCCAGAAAGUUGGGAUUAUAGGUGUGAGCCACUGCACCAGACAUCUAUGCCUUUUAAGUUGGACAUUUAGACUGUUGACAUUCAAAGUUAAUAUUGGUAUGGGACAUUUUGAUCCUGUCAUCAUGAAUAUGUACUUUCAACUAUGGGUAAACAUUCUAGAUGUUACCUAAUAAAAUCUCAUAAGCUUUUCUUGUGAUUUCAUCAGAGUCUAAAUUUGUGAUUAUUAUUGCAAAGAAAAAUGUUGAUAUAAUUGAAGAUUGUGAAGCUUAUUUUAUGUACAAAACAAUUAUUAACAGCUUACAAAUUAUUGAGAGAGUGGAUUAGCUUGGUCAUUUUAUGAUGUAACAUAUUCUUUUUGAGUCCACAGAAUAAAAUGUGUGGUUAUU